Spizellomyces punctatus DAOM BR117 is the source of this 2665-nucleotide messenger RNA. RefSeq lists its product as uncharacterized. Bases 5 to 2548 code for a protein of 847 amino acids. The record is from RefSeq and is a predicted model, not a curated record. The transcript has 19 exons. NCBI's taxonomy places the organism in Eukaryota, Fungi, Chytridiomycota, Chytridiomycetes, Spizellomycetales, Spizellomycetaceae. Gene Ontology annotation, cellular component: nucleus. Gene Ontology annotation, biological process: chromatin remodeling. Gene Ontology annotation, molecular function: histone H3K9 demethylase activity; histone H3K36 demethylase activity.
CAAAAUGGACGCAACGACGUCGUUAACGCCAACGCUGCAAGCAACAUCACAAGCCAUAUUAAGUCCCAUACCCCGCCUUGUCAGCAGCCCGCACAUUGAUCUCACCCCAGAACAUGGAAAUGCCGCCAAUCCUUGUCCCUCUACGUCAUCGAAAGAGCAAAGUCCAGCCCCUAACCCCGUCUUGCCAGACCACUAUUACGAACCCAACGGCGUACCCGUAUUUAAGCCCACAGACGAGCAGUUCAAAGACUUUGCGGCCUUCAUGAGGGCGAUAGACUCAUUCGGAAAAGCCGCCGGUAUCGUCAAGAUCAUACCUCCACAGGAAUGGAGUGAGCGUCUGCCGGAUAUCUCUCCGGCUUUGACAGAGGUGAAAAUACGCAAGCCCAUUGUUCAGGAGAUAACAGGCGGUGGUUUACCUGUGGGCACCUACUUCCAAAUGAACAUUGAGCAGAGAAAGACUUACAGCGUCCAGGAUUGGUACGAGCUCGCCAACUCGGCUGGGCACAAGACACCCCAAUUCAAUAGCGACGGCAAACCUCAGGUACAUCCACAUAGACCGGCUCUGAGAAAGCGAAUACGAAAGGUGGCACAAGGUGAAGGAUCAGUGGAACCAGCUUCUUCCGUAGAAGCUAAAGAUAAACAGACCGAGACACCAGACAUCACCAUUUCCGAAGCGCGGGCCGUAGUUCCGGAACCUUUGUCAAGCUCAGCUAAUGCAGAACAAGCGGAGGGACAGGAAGCAUUGUCAGCAAUACGAGCAGAUGAAAAUUCUGCUAAUGUUGUCAACAGCACGUUAACACCCGCGCCACCACUUGAAACCCCCGUGACCGAUCCAACCGACCCCACAGACCCAACCAUUACCACGACACAACCCAAACCCACUGUACGCAAGCGUCCUGUCGAUACACCGUCUCGUAUUCAUUUCUCUACAAAAGAAGUCUCCGAAGGCUUCACAGAUGACUAUUGUAAAGAACUCGAACGAUAUUAUUGGCGAAAUAUUACAUAUGUCGCACCACUCUAUGGAGCAGAUAUGCUUGGAUCAUUGUUUGAUCAUCCACUUGGAGAAGGAAAUUCUUGGAAUCUGGCGAGAUUGGAUAAUCUAUUGCGGAGGGUGAACGUAUUUUUACCUGGCGUCAAUAGUCCGUACCUCUACUUUGGGAUGUGGAAGGCAACGUUUGCGUGGCAUGUGGAAGAUAUGGAUCUCUAUUCGAUCAACUACAUCCACUUUGGUGCUCCGAAGCAGUGGUACGUUAUUCCCCCGUCUCAUCGAGCUCGCUUCGAAACGGUGGCGAGAGGUGUGUUUAGCGAAGAAGCUUACAAGUGCCCGGAAUUUCUGCGACACAAAACAUGUGUUUUGUCUCCAAAAUUCUUGACGGCGAGAAAUGUGCCAGUACAUCGCGUUGUGCAAAAAGCUGGGGAGUUUGUUAUCACGUUUCCGUAUGGCUACCAUCAAGGGUAUAACCUCGGCUUCAAUUGCGCAGAAUCAGUGAACUUCGCUCUGGACAGCUGGGUGGAAAUCGGCAAAAAAGCGGGGUACUGCGAAUGUAUUGGGGAUAGUGUGAAACUGGAUGUGGCAGGGCUGUUUGAUCCGCCACGUCUUCCUGUACGGAUCAAACUGAAAUUACCGUCGAUCAAGCCGCCGGAGGAUGCUAUGGUUGAGCAGAGAGUGGAAAAGGUGGAAGUCAUGGAAACGAUGGAAAAGGUAGAGAAAGUGGAGAAGAAGAGGAAAAAUACGGAAGUCGACAUGUUGGCCGUCAGGGAGACUCCUGUUGGGGAGAUGGUGAAUGUUGAGAAGAAGCCGAAGAAGCGAAAGAAGGAUAAGGACGGCACUGAGGCGAAAGCCAACGCGGACUCCAAAGUGACUAGCGGGGAGAGAAAGAAGUCGGUAUCUGAACCCAAGAUAAAGUGCGUCCUCUGCACGUUUCGUGAUGGAGACCUUCUCCCAACGGAAGUAGAGGGCCGAUGGGCACACAGACAAUGCGCACUAUUCGUCCCAGAAACAUGGAUAGAACCCCACCCCCUGGAUCCGCAAAAGGAAAUCAUCAAAGGCGUAGAUGCGAUUGACAAGGCUCGAUGGCGACUGAAAUGCGCCGUGUGUAAGCCCGCGACGAGUAGACCCGGAAAGAUGGGGGCAUGUAUCCAAUGCGCCAAGGGAAAAUGCGUACGAGCUUAUCACGUCUCAUGUGCGGAUGUGGCGGGCCUGACUUUGAUGCAAGAUGGAGAUAAUUGGGUUUGCUAUUGCUCGCAACACGAUCCCAUUAAGCAAAGUGAAAAACGACUUGAACGGGAAAAGUUGGUGGAGGAGGCUCCAGCGAUAUUUAGUGUGGGUGUAGGUGUAGAAGCGAAAGUGGAUGCGGGAUGGCAUUUUGGUUGGGUUCGUGAGAUUUUCUGUGAGAAACAGAGCUGUCGAGUUGUCUUUGAGGAUGGUUAUUCGCGAACGGUACACUGGACGCUCAUGAGGCUCCCUGCGUCCGUAAGCAAUGAGCGAGAACCUACUCCACCGGCUCAGGAUCAACCUCCAAGCCCUCCAAGCCCUCCAGAUGGAUAAUGGAACUAAUGCAUCUUCCUGCUGUAUAUAUUUUGUGUACAUAUUUCCUUCUUAUGACUAUCUAUCCCAAAUGUGAUUCUAUAUCAGUAUUCUAUGUUGCAUUAAAUUACGAGCGGG